UCCCUGAAAUUGAAUAUUUACAGGGUAAAGCUAGAAUUUUACCUGUUAAUACUAAUAUGUGGAUCAACAAUCAAAGCUCAGUAGAUGACUUCAUCUUAUUGGGAUUUUCUGACCGGCCUUGGCUGGAGACACCUCUCUUUGUAAUUUUUCUGGUGGCCUACAUAUUUGCUUUAUUUGGUAAUAUCUCCAUUAUCCUGGUUUCCCGCCUAGAUCCCCAGCUUGACAGCCCCAUGUACUUUUUUGUCUCCAACCUUUCUCUUCUAGACCUCUGUUAUACUACAAGCACUGUCCCUCAGAUGUUGGUCAACCUUAGAGGGCCCGAAAAGACCAUCAGCUAUGGUGGCUGUGUGGCCCAGCUCUAUAUUUUCUUGGCCUUGGGCUCAACUGAAUGCAUCCUUCUGGCCAUCAUGGCCUUUGACCGCUUUGCUGCCAUUUGCAAGCCCCUUCACUAUCCUAUCAUCAUGAACCAAAAACGGUGCAUUCAUAUGGCCACAGGGACCUGGAUUAGUGGAUUUGCAAACUCUCUUGUGCAGUCCACCCUCACUGUGGUAGCCCCAAGGUGUGGACAGAGGGUAAUAGACCAUUUCUUCUGUGAAGUUCCAGCCCUUUUGAAACUAGCUUGCAUUGACACAACUGUGAAUGAAGCCGAGCUUAAUGUUCUUGGAGCUUUGCUGCUCUUGGUGCCUCUCAGCCUCAUCCUGGGCACCUAUGUGUUCAUUGCUCAGGCAGUGCUGAAACUCCGUUCUGCUGAGAGUCGCUGGAAGGCAUUUAAUACCUGUGCUUCACAUCUGCUGGUGGUCUUCCUCUUCUACUUCACAGCUAUCAGUAUGUAUGUUCAGCCUCCCUCAAGCUAUUCUCAUGAUAGGGGCAAGAUCAUGGCUCUGUUCUAUGGUAUUGUCACACCUACCCUCAACCCAUUCAUCUAUACUUUAAGGAAUAAGGAUGUGAAGGCUGCCCUGAGGAGGGCACUAACAAAGGAGUUUUGGGUCAAGACAAGGCAAUAGCUAAAAAAGACCAAAGAAGCAAGAAUAAACAGAUUUGCUUCUCAAAGAUGAUUCUGGACUUGGAAUUCAUGAGGGAACCAUCUAACAAAUGCCACAG
This is a messenger RNA of Arvicanthis niloticus (Nile rat), 1101 nucleotides long. NCBI's taxonomy places the organism in Eukaryota, Metazoa, Chordata, Mammalia, Rodentia, Muridae. The record is from RefSeq and is a predicted model, not a curated record.